Molecule: messenger RNA, 2404 nt
Organism: Eruca vesicaria subsp. sativa (arugula)
Lineage: Eukaryota; Viridiplantae; Streptophyta; Magnoliopsida; Brassicales; Brassicaceae
Source: the annotation of a GenBank genome assembly
ACUCUCUCUCUCUCUCUCGUCUAAACUCGUCUCAGCUCUCUCUUUCUUAAUUACUCGGAGCCCAUAAUUUCUCAUCUUCCUGAGGAGUUUUAGCAAUGGAAGGAGUUCCAGGGAUGAACACUGUUCCAAAUCCUAACCAUUAUGACAAGUCUAUAGUGCUAGACAUCAAACCACUGAGAAGUUUAAGACCUGUUUUUCCAAAUGGUAGUGAAGGUCCACCCUUUGUUGGAUGUCCACCUUUUGGCCCUUCUUCUUCUACUACUGGAUACUCACAUUUCUUCCCAUUUGGAGCACAACAACCUACACAAGACACUCCAGAUCUCAACCAAACUCAGGACACGCCUCCUCCAUCGUUUGUUCCACCUCUUCGUUCAUACAGAACACCUACUCCUGUUUCAAAUGGUCCUAGUAGCUCAACCGGAGCUAAAAGAGGUCGUCCUAAGGGAAGUGUUAACGCCAAGAAGAAAGACAAGACCGUUCCCAAAGAGCCUACUUUGGAUGUUCAGGUAGUGAAACGGUUCAGUGGAGUUUUUGACUGUGGGAUCAGUGCGGCAGAGCGAGAAGAUGGGACUGGGGACUUAGUAAGUAGCGUGCUGAUGCGUUUUGAUGCUGUUAGGAGGCGGCUCAGCCAAGUAGAGUACGCAAAGGCCGCCACUGCUAAAGCGGCAGGUUCUUUGAUGAGCAAUGGGGUGAGGACAAACAUGAAGAAGAGAGUUGGAACAGUUCCUGGAAUCGAAGUUGGAGAUAUCUUCUUUUCUCGGAUAGAGAUGUGUUUGGUGGGUCUUCACAUGCAGACUAUGGCUGGCAUUGACUAUAUAACAAGCAAGGCUGGUUCAGAUGAGGAGCCUUUAGCUACCAGCAUUGUUUCGGCUGGGCGUUACGACGGUGAGGCACAGGAUCCUGAGUCUUUAAUCUACAGUGGACAAGGGGGGAAUGCGGAUAAGAACAAACAAGCAUCUGAUCAGAAACUUGAGAGAGGGAAUCUUGCAUUAGAGAGAAGCUUGAGGAAAGGCAAUGGAGUGAGAGUGAUAAGAGGAGAGGAGGAUCCAGCUAGUAAAACAGGGAAGAUUUAUAUUUAUGAUGGACUUUAUUCAAUCUCAGAGUCAUGGGUAGAGAAAGGGAAGUCUGGUUGCAACACAUUUAAGUAUAAGUUGGUGAGAGUACCUGGUCAGCCACCAGCUUUUGGAUACUGGAAAGCUGUUCAUAAGUGGAAGGAAGGUUUAACUCCAAGAACAGGACUUAUCCUUCAAGAUAUCACUUCAGGAGUUGAAAGCAAACCUGUCUCUCUUGUGAAUGACGUUGAUAACGAGAAGGGGCCUUCUUAUUUUACUUAUAUCUCCACUCUCAAAUACUCGGAAACCUUUAGAAUAAUCCAGAACACAGCUGGCUGUUCCUGUCGCGGCUCAUGUGCACCAGGAGAUCUUAACUGCUAUUGCAUCCGGAAGAAUGGUGGUGAUCUCCCUUACCUUUAUGGCGUUUUUCUUGUUUCCAGGAGGCCAAUGAUAUAUGAAUGUGGUCCAACGUGUCCAUGUCAUGCUAGUUGCAAAAACAAAGUGAUUCAGACAGGACUGAAGUUCCGCAUGGAAGUGUUUAAGACAGCGAAUCGUGGUUGGGGUUUACGUUCUUGGGAUCCCAUCCGUGCUGGUUCUUUCAUAUGUGAAUAUGCUGGCGAGGUCAAAGACAAAGGCGAGCUUAGAAUGGACCAAGAAGAGGAUGAGUAUGUUUUUGACACGUCCCGUGUUUAUAGCUCAUUUAAGUGGAAUUAUGAGCCUGCAUUAGUAGAUGAGGAUCCUGCAGAUGAAAUCCCGGAGGAGUUUAAUCUCCCAUCACCACUCUUGAUCAGUGCCAAGAAUUUUGGCAAUGUAGCUCGGUUCAUGAAUCAUAGCUGCUCCCCCAACGUUUUGUGGCAGCCAGUUAUUUGUGAAGGAAACGGUGAAUCUGUUGUCCACAUUGCUUUCUUUGCCAUUCGUCACAUUCCUCCAAUGACUGAACUGACGUAUGAUUAUGGAGUCGCCCUUACAUCUGAGGCAAGAGAUGGGAGCGUUUUACAUGGAAAGAGGCAUUGUAACUGUGGUUCUGUGAAAUGCCGUGGUUCAUUUGGAUAAUGGCAGAAAGAUCUCAAGGUGUAGCAGAAGUACAAAGAGGGAGGUUGGCUUUUGGUCUUAUGUUAAAAUGAUUGCCGUUUUUUGGAAACUGUGUAUGCAUUUGCUGCGUUGCAUGUUCUGUGGUAAUGCACACACUUCUUAUGUAUUGUAUUGGCACCAUAUCGGCUUUAGGUUCCAUGCUCAUAGGUUUAGUAAAAUCAAACUCUAUAGAGCGAUUCAGUUAUGUUUAAAAGCCUUUUGUAACAACUUAUCCGUAGACUUCAAGAAUGCGAAAAAAAUUCAUGUUUGUUUGUUUUUUA